Macadamia integrifolia is the source of this 3228-nucleotide messenger RNA. Its product is annotated as filament-like plant protein. The transcript has 5 exons. The record is from RefSeq and is a predicted model, not a curated record. The coding region runs from base 1255 to 3105 and encodes 616 amino acids. Lineage: Eukaryota; Viridiplantae; Streptophyta; Magnoliopsida; Proteales; Proteaceae.
CAUGCUUUUCCCUCUUCUUGUUUGAAAAUUGCAACCCAGAAACAAAGGCAACUGAGAGUUAUUAAAUAAAAAAAAAAAAAACCAUUUUCUAUCUCCUUCAUCUGCAUUUUGGCUGACAUUCUGCAGAUCUUGCAUAGUUUUAAUGGGUUUUUUUAACUUCUGCAACUACCUUCUUGUUUCGAUUAUUUUACUGGGUUUCCUUCUGAUCUUAGACUUGGUUUGUUCCCAUUCAAUGUUUUUUGAAUUGGGUCAGCUCUCUUUCAUACCACGUAUAUACCAUUUUGUUUUUAUCUUUUAAUUUAUGAUAUGUCUUCUUUUAGAUUUUGGGGAGGCUGGCCCUUUUGUAUUUGAUGGAUAGUUACUUCUGGGAUUCUUUUCUGGUGGGUAUUCGCUAUGCCGAGUUUUCGAUGAGGUAUUCUUUUCUGGUUGUUCUCAUUUUGCAUUUCAGGGAAUGGGUUUUAAAUGAUUUUACAGUUUGAUACGAAUUGAGCUACUGUUUUUAGAAUUGGGUAUUUGACCGGAACAAGCAACCCUUCUGCUCUGUAGUCUAUUACUAUAUUACUUUUUCUCUUUGUUUUGUUUUUGAUGUGAAACUUUUUCAUCAGUGUUUGAAAAUGAUAUAUUUUUGUUGGAGGUUGGAUGGUUUCAGGAGUAGAUUUGAAGCAAAGAUGGAAGAAUGAUGAGCAGUGUCCCUUUUUUCUCUUAAACUGCCGAGACUGCGAUUUCUUGGUUUUAGGGUUUAGUUUUUAUUUUUUAGACUUUGGAGCUACGGUAGUCUAUACAUUCCCUUCUCUGUCAUUCGAUUCUCUAGUGUGAGGUUGGUGAAUAGGGUCUGAGGUUUUGUUGCAUAGCUGUUUUGGGCAUACGUGAUUCUUUUAUUGAAGAAUGGUGGAAAUGCAUUUGCAGAUGAUGUUUCUGUGAAGUUUUGCGGUUUUAUUGCAUAAUUAGAUUGAGAGAUGGAUCGCCGGAGUUGGCUGUGGAGAAGAAAGUCUUCCGAGAAGAGCCCUGGAGAAACCGAAAGCUCAGGAUCAAUAUCUUCUCAUUCAGAAAGAUUCUCGGAUGAUCAGGCUUCUAGAAGCCGGCUAACUGAUUCCUCUCAUUGCAGCCACGUUUUGACUCUCUGGAAGCUGCCUUCUGAAGCUCCCCAAGAAGCUUACCCAAGCAGGAAAUAAGGACACAUCAAGGGCAUCUCCAAAUCAUAGUACUCAAUCGCUAGAGGUCACAUCCAAAGCCUCGGUUAGUGGGGAAGAUGUUAUGGAUGAUGUGAAGAGCCUGAAAGAGAAACUAUCAGCCGCACUUUUGAACAUCAAUGCCAAAGAGGACUUGGUGAAGCAGCAUGCUAAAGUUGCGGAGGAGGCUGUUUCAGGUUGGGAGAAGGCAGAAACGGAAGUGGUAACUUUGAAGCAACAACUAGAAGCUUCUGCACAGAAGAACUCAGCCCUUGAGGAUCGGGUAGGCCACCUUGAUGGUGCUCUCAAGGAGUGUGUACGGCAGCUCCGUCAAGGCAGAGAAGAGCAAGAGCAGAAGAUCCAUGAAGCCGUUGUCAAGAAAACCCGUGAAUUGGAAUCUGCAAAGUUUGAGCUUGAGAAGCAGCUCGUUGAGCUCCAGACCCAAGUUGAAGCUGCAAAAUCCAAAGCUGCUACAGAGCCUGACCUCCGACUGAGGCUUGAGGCUGCAGUGAAAGAAAAUGCUGCCCUCAAGCAGGAGCUUCUUGCUCAAGUUGAGGAUCUAGAAGUUAAAACUCUAGAAAGAGACCUAAGUACUCAAGCGGCGGAAACUGCUAGCAAGCAACAUUUGGAAAGCAUAAAGAAGGUGGCUAAGCUUGAGGCGGAGUGCCGCAGACUAAGAGCUACAUCUCGGAAGGCAUCCUCUAUUAAUGAUCACAGGUCCAUUGCUGCCUCUUCAAUUUAUGUUGAGUCCCUGACAGAUAGCCAGUCAGACUGUGGGGAGCGGUUACUUGCAGUGCAGGCUGAUACUCGCAAGAUGAUUACAUCGGAGCAGAAUGAGUGUGAACCAAGCUGUUCAGAUUCAUGGGCAUCGGCUCUAAUAGCGGAGCUUGAUCAGUUCAAGAAUGACAAGGCCAUUGGUAGGAACCUUGUGGCCUCUUCUUUAGAAAUUGAUCUCAUGGAUGAUUUCCUUGAGAUGGAAAGGCUUGUUGCCCUGCCAGAAACGGAGAGUAGAAGCCAUGGCCUUGAGUCUGGACCUGUUUCAGACCAACAAUGUGGUGGAGAUAGCACAUUAAAGGCUGAGCUUGAGGCAAUGAUUCAGCGGACUGCUGACUUGGAAGAAAAGUUAGAGAUGAUGGAAACAGAGAAAGAGGGGCUCAAUGCAGCUUUGGCUGAAAGUCAAAGUCGACUUGAGACGUCACAGGGUCAACUGAGGGUAGUUGAGGAGAAGUUGGUGGAGCUGCACAGGCAGCUAGAUCUGGCCAAUGAAUUGAAGAAAGCUUAUGAGAUAGAAGCCAAAGCUGCCGUUGCAAAAAGGGAUGAAGUGGUGACACAGCUUGUAAGUGUAGAUGCAGAGGUUCGCACUUUAAGUGCGAAGGUAGAUUCAUUAGAAGCAGAGCUCGAAAAGGAGCAUGCUUUCUCGUCAGUAGUUACAGAUAAAUGUCAGAAAUUAGAGGAUGAGCUAUCAAGAAAGAGAAGAGAAGAUGAGCUAUGGCAAACCAAGAGUUCCAAUGGCGAGUUGAAGAUAAAGCAGGAUAAGGAGCUAGCUGUAGCAGCAGGAAAGCUAGCGGAAUGCCAGAAGACCAUUGCAUCUCUUGGACGGCAGUUGAAAUCACUAGCUACACUGGAAGACUUCCUAGUUGAUUAUGAGAAGCCACCGGAGCUUAGCAUAGGAGGAUCACCCAUACCUAGAGGUGGAGAGCCCUGGAAAUUACAUUCGAAUCAUAUUUAUCUAGCCAAAAGUGAAGCUGAUUCUUCAAAAGUAGUUGGUGAUGUUUCUGGUCGUGUGAGUGGUAAAGAUGGGGAAUCUCCACCAUCGUCUGGAUCAUCUUCAUCAGCCUCAUCAGUAAAUAAUGUAGUUGCACCUGAGAAAAGCCGAAAUGGGUUUGGGAAAUUGUUCUCUCGGAGUAAAAGCAAUACCCAUGUGGAAAACCAGUGAAUAGAAUGAAAAGGAACAGUUUCAAGAUACCUUGUCAUUUGAGUUUGUAAAGAAGAGAAUUUACUGUUUUAUUUAAUGAAAUUGUCAAUUAAUUGUUUGUUAAUUGACAGUUAUUUUUUUUUA